Plasmodium yoelii is the source of this 3093-nucleotide messenger RNA. Its product is annotated as WD repeat-containing protein, putative. The transcript has a single exon. Gene Ontology annotation, molecular function: protein binding. Lineage: Eukaryota; Apicomplexa; Aconoidasida; Haemosporida; Plasmodiidae. Bases 1 to 3093 code for a protein of 1030 amino acids. The record is from RefSeq and is a predicted model, not a curated record.
AUGAUCAAUAGUAAAUAUGAAAAUUUGAAAAGAUAUGAUUUGAAUUUACUUAAAAAUGAAAUAUUUAAAAAAGAAAAGAAAGAAAAAAAUGAUUUAAAGAACAUUUUAUUUUUCCCAUCUUUAUUUUGGCAUAAUGGAAAUUUCUGUCCACCUAUUCCUUUAAUCAAAUAUGAUGAAAAUAAUUAUAGUUUUAAUGUGAAAGAUUAUAUAAUUUGCUCAAUACACAAACAUAGUGUAAUUAUAAGAAAAAUAUUCAAAAAUGAAAUAAUAAAAUUGAGCAUGUUUAAUGAUGAAAAAGUUUUGUCAUGUUUGUUUUAUAUUAAUAUAAAUUAUAUAUUAAAGUUGGCAAAUCUUUGCACACAUUUUUUUUCGAUAUCUUUUUUGUUAAGUGAGAGAAAAUCAAAAUGUGGUGGAAAAUGUGGCGGAAAAUGUGGCGGGAAAUGUGGCGGGAAAUGUGAACUUGAGGAGCAAGGUGUAGAAGGGAAAAUCAAAAACAAUGAAAUAAAAUAUUGUGAACAAAAUGAAAAUGGGAAAAUGAGCAAAGGGGGCGAAAAUGCGGCAUAUCUAUUAUAUUUGUAUAAUGAGAAAAAUGAAAUACAUUUAUUUGAUGUGGACAAAAAAUCCUUAAUUUUAAAAAUACAACAAGAUAAAAAAAUUAAUUGUUUUAAUUUUAAUUAUAUAUAUAUAAAUAAAAAAAAUAGUCUAUAUAAUAAAAUGAUAAAUGAUGUAUAUGAAAACGACAUUAAAAUAAUUGACAUAGAUUCUGUAGACGAAAAAUUAGUUAUGAAAAAUAAAUAUUGUUUUGAAUUAGCACAAGAAAAAUGUACACACUAUUUAACAAAUAAAAAUAGUGUCUAUAAUAACAAUGGAAUCAAUUUUUUUAAAAAACUUUUUUAUGUUUUAAUAUAUGGUGAUAAUGAAGGAAAUAUCUAUUUUUUUUUACCUGAGAAAAAAAUCAAAUUAAAAAAAAAAAUAAGAAAAGAAAAUAUGGAUAUUCAUUUUAUUCAAACAAAUGUAAAAGAAUAUUUCAAUGUAAAAAAUAAAUAUGACUUAUUUAAUUUAAUUAAAAAUAAUUAUUACAUUUUUAUUGGAUAUAAAGAUUGUAUUUAUAUAUUUAAUUUUUAUAUUUAUGAAAUAUAUUUUAUUAUUGAUUUAAUAAAAGAAGAUAAAAUAUAUUCAUUUAGCUCAAAAUUUAAUGAACAUUUUGAAAAUUAUAUAUCCUUUUCUACAAAAAAAUAUAUUAAAAUUUUUAAUGUUAAUAAGAAAGAAGAAUUAGACAAUGUGAGUAUAAACCCUGGUGAUAUAAAAUCAGUUAAACGUGUUGAGAUGGACGUAAAAAAUGACAAUUUGAAAGAUGAUAACCCACUGAAUAUCCUCAAAACAGAAGAAAAAGAGAAAAAAAAAAAAAUAGGAUCAAAUAUAAAUAAAGAAGAGAAGGAAUUAAAAAAUCAUAUUUGUAUAUCUUUUGAUUCUAAAAAUAAUUUAUAUAUAUCAAAUGAUAUUGGAAUAAUAUAUGCAUAUAAUUUAAAAGAAAAAAAAGUUGUAAAAUCACUGAAUAUUUGUUGCAAACGUAUUUUUUAUUUAUUUCAAUUUAUACUAAAUAAUAGAGAAUAUAUAUAUAUAUAUGAUUCUGAAAAAUUUUAUUUUUUAUAUGAUACAGAUAAUAAUAAAAUAAUAUAUAAAAAAUUUACUAUAAGUGCUUGGAUAUAUAAUAUUUUAUGUUUUAAUAAUAAUAUAUUUUUUUCUCUAGGGAAUGAAAAUAUAUAUAAUUUACAAACAACAAAUUAUGAAGACAUAUUUAUAAAAAAUAUUUAUUAUGAUAAUAUAAAUAUUUGCACAUAUCUAAUUAAUCACCCUUUCUUACCUAUUAUAUCAUUUAUUAACAAAAAAUCACAAUUUGGAUUUUUCUUUUUUCAUAAUGAUGAAAAAAAAAAAAAAAAAAUAUAUAUUCCUUCUAUAAAUGAAAAUAAAAAUGUUUUAUCUAUAUGUUGGUUUCAAAAGAAAAGACAUGUUUUAUCAUUAUCCAAUAAUUUGAUUUUUGGUAAAAAUAAACAACUUGAAACUAAUGAAACAUAUCAUAGUAGUUAUUUACCACUUGAUGACGAUAAUACUGUACAUAAAAUGUGUAAUAAUUUAAUAACAGAUUCUAUAACCAUCUCAGAAGAAAUAAUACAAGGACCAAAAAAGAAACGAAAAAAAAAAAGCAAUUCCGAAGUUAAUAACUAUGACAAUUAUGAUAAUCAUAUUGUUGUGUUAACUUAUCAAUCAUUAUAUUUAUAUAACAUACUAAAUAAACAAAUAAAACAAUUAAAUAAUAAUUUGGUAAAUAAUUUAUUUGCUUUAAAAGAAAAAAAAAAAUAUAUUGCAUCAACUAUAUUAAAUAGUAUGUGCUAUGUUUUUAUUUUGUGUGAUAGAAAUUUACUUAUAUUUGAUGAAAAUUUUAUUUUUACAAGUUAUAUAAUAAAAAUAAAUGAAAAAAUUAACAAAAUGUAUAUAAGGAAUAAUAUUAUAUUUAUACAUUCAAAUAGCAAUGUCUAUUUUUCUUAUAUACAUGUAAUAAUUAAUAAAUGUUCCAUAAAAUCUAAUAAAACGACCAAUACUUCAAAUUUUACAAAUUGUGACAAUAAUAAUAAAGACAUAUUAGAAAAUCAAGAAUUAUAUUUUAUCAAAUUAAAAUUAAUAAAUACUUUUAAAAUUGUUCUUUUUGAUUUUUAUAAUAUAGGGGACUAUAUUUAUAUUGCCAUUUUUUCAAAGAAAAAAACGAUUUUCGUGUACAAAAUAAAUGUAAAGGAUGUUUAUAUGAAUAAUAACAUACACAAAAACAAUAUUAAUAAUAAACAUAAUGAAAUAAUAUGCAAAGAAAAUGAGAUUAUAUUAGAACAAAAUUCUCAAAUCGAAGGGGAAUUAAUUGCUCAAUUUUUUAACUUUUAUAUUUUUGAUCAUAUAAAUAAAAUUGGAAGUAUUAUAUCCAUGAAAUUUUUUUAUAAUUCUAUAAAACAAAAAAUAUAUCUUGUUUUUGGAGGUCUUGAACAGUUUCUUUUUUUGUGGAAUUUUUUCAAGUAUCCUCUUAUUAAGAAACAACCAAAGGAUUAG